AUGUUGCCCCUAAGGUGCGUAGCAAACUCUAACGUUGGCAGUCUCGACGGGUUCUUCCUCGGCCUAAAGGCCCUCGUUCCCGCCUCCGAUUACAAACCAGAGCAUCCUAGACAAAAGGACGAAAAGUCACCGUUCCCGCUCACGAUCUCGUACACGGGCUUGCCCACUCCCACCCCAUUUGUACCGCAGCCUGAUUACGAGUCGUCGUCAUACACCGCUAAAUACCACGAGGUCCAACCCUGCUAUCUCGACAAAGACAACAAGAUUCCCGUCCCGGACCUCUACGCUUACAACGGGUUAAUCCAGGGCCAGUCGGAGCCUGUCAUUGGUUCCCAUAGCCUCUUGGGGUUAAGGGACGAUGUCUGUUUCGAUAGGUUUGGAAGAUAUGGUCCUUACGGGUUAGGCUACCGGUUUGAGGAAGGAGGAGUGGAAGUUGGUAUGGAUACGGAGCGAGCAGGGAACGAUGCCGUAUGGGCAAAGACGGGCAAGAUCAAUUACGACAACGUUGACUGGGGCGACGCACAGUCCCGAUGCUACGAAUCCAACAAGAACCGCUUCGUCGAGGUUAACGCCCCAAGCCAAACAUCCGUAGCCUCGCCAGCCGAAAAGACCGGCCGGUCCUUCUCACACAGCGAGCGCCCGAAGGACAAAAUAUCGCGAACCGCCGUUGUCGUGCGGGUAUACACUGGAUACCAGUGGACGCACCACGCAGUCCUCAACUUCCGCGCCAUGAUAUCGGAGCUCGCUCUCAAGUCAGGCGGAGAGUACAACGUCCAUUUCCUGCUCCACGUCCGUGACGACAACGAAGCCAUCUGGGCAGACCCAGUAACGGCCCAACGAAUUCUCGAUGACUACGUGCCCGCCGAAUUCCACAGCAUUUGCACGCUCUGGUCUCAGGACCAGAUGCGUCUGAUUUAUCCCGGGACAGUUUGGACUGCGCACAUGCCACUCCAGUACUUCGCCAUGAACCACCCCGAGUACGAUCACUUCUGGAACUGGGAGCUGGAUAUGCGCUGGCUGGGCAAUUACUACGAGCUUUUCGACCGCCUCGGGAAAUGGGGCAAGCAGCAGUCCCGCGUCGGAGCCUGGGAGCGCUCCGCCAAGUACUACAUCCCGCGGUACCACGGCGACUGGGCUAACUUCACUGACCUCGUGAACCGCGAGACCGUCGCCAGCGGCCGCUCCGCCGUCUUCGGGCCCGUAGCUUUCCCCGGACGCACCCCGCUCCGCAGCGAAGCAGCAGGGCAGGGGUUCAUCCCGGAGCAGUGCGCCACACGCGCGGACCCGGCCUGCGGCGUGGGCGAAGAAGCCGACCUGAUCACGCUCAACCCACUAUUCGACGCCGAAGACUCCGGGUGGGUGUUCUCCAAGGACGUGACGGGCUACAGCACCACCCUACCAGUACCUCCACGGCGGUGCGCCAUCAUCACCGCGUCACGACUCAGCCGUCGCCUACUCGCCGUCAUGCACGAAGAGAACUGGCGGCUGCACCACACCAUGUUCAGCGAGAUGUUCCCGGCUUCCGCGGCACUGCACCACGGGCUCAAGGCGGUCUACGCACCCCACCCCGUCCUGAUCGACCGCGAAUGGGACCUCGCCACCGUCGACCGCGCCUUCAACGGCGGCCGCGACCACUCCAGCGGCGGCCGUGGCAGCCCCUUCGACCUGCGCAACGAACACAACCACAAGGGCACCAGCUGGUACUACCACAGCGAAUUUGCGGGCUUGUUGUGGAGGCGCUGGUUGGGCUAUGCGCAGUAUGAUGGGCGGGGGCCGAACGGGGGUCGCUCCGGUGAGGGGACCCUGAGGGGGGGGAAGGCGGAGGAGGAGAGGUCGAGCAGUACCGGCCGUAUGUGUUUGAGGAGCAUGCUGGUGCAUCCCAUCAAGUGGGAGCACCCGAGUGAGCUGGAGGAUUACUAA
Molecule: messenger RNA, 1920 nt
Organism: Chaetomium globosum CBS 148.51
Lineage: Eukaryota; Fungi; Ascomycota; Sordariomycetes; Sordariales; Chaetomiaceae
Exons: 2
Coding region: 1-1920 (639 amino acids)
Source: RefSeq, a predicted model, not a curated record